AUGCGAAGGCAAUUAAGAUUGAAAAAAAUAAUAUUUUCAAUCAUUUUAGGGUGUUGUAUCCCUGGAUUGCCAGGUCCUGCUGGUCCUCCUGGCCGAAAUGGGAUUCCAGGUAGACCAGGAGCCCCUGGCGCCCCUGGGUUUCCUGGUCGACUUCCAGCUAUUUGUGAGGAGGUGACACAACCUCCGUGCAUUGCCUGUCCUCCUGGAGAGCCGGGCCCUCCAGGACCAUUGGGCGAACAAGGUAAUCCAGGCCCAUUAGGGCAUCCUGGUCGUACUGGAAAUGAUGGAACUCCAGGGCCACAAGGUCCUCCUGGCCCUCAAGGAUCACCUGGAAGUCAAGGAAGAGACGGGGCAAGAGGUGAAGCUGGCCGACCAGCAAUUUCCACUCCAACUAUGCCUGGAGAUCCGGGGCCUCCUGGAGAACCGGGUUCUCAAGGAUUGCCUGGCGAUGCAGGAGAGCCAGGACGUCCAGGUUCUGAAGGACUUCCAGGCCCGCAAGGGCCACCUGGACCUGUUGGUCCUGCAGGGCCACCUGGCAAGCCUGGGGAAGAAGGGCAACCUGGACAUCCAGGUGCGCCUGGUGAGAGAGGAAUCUGUCCAAAAUACUGUGCUUUGGAUGGAGGGGUAUUUUUUGAAGACGGAACUAGACGUUAA
Messenger RNA from Meloidogyne enterolobii, 654 nucleotides. The record is from the annotation of a GenBank genome assembly. Lineage: Eukaryota; Metazoa; Nematoda; Chromadorea; Rhabditida; Meloidogynidae.